Messenger RNA from Arachis duranensis, 492 nucleotides. RefSeq names its product protein MAIN-LIKE 2-like. The record is from RefSeq and is a predicted model, not a curated record. Gene Ontology annotation, biological process: meristem maintenance; meristem development. Lineage: Eukaryota; Viridiplantae; Streptophyta; Magnoliopsida; Fabales; Fabaceae. The transcript is spliced from 2 exons. The coding region runs from base 1 to 492 and encodes 163 amino acids.
AUGUGGCAAAAGCAGGGCAAGGUAGUCGACGAUAGGUACGUUUCGUACUUGCAGAUGGCCGGAUUUUACCAUCUUGCGAGACUGAACGAUAGAUGGUUCAGAUUGGAUGAGCCCAUUGUCAGUGUGUUCGUCAAGCGGUGGCGAUCAGAGACGCACACGUUUCACAUGCUGUUCGGCGAGUGCACGAUCACACUACAGGACGUGGCGUACCAGUUGGGGUUGCCCGUCGACGGACGCUACGUCAGUGGUUGCCUGACGGAUUUCCACCUCUACAUCCAGGGAGGCCGUCCAGCCUGGGAGUGGUUCCAGGAGUUGCUUGGAGCCGACGAGGAGACACUGAGGCGCUAUGCUCGUGCCUAUAUCAUGAUGCUGUUGGGCACUCAGCUGUUUGCUGACAAGUCCAGCAACCGUAUUCACAUCAGAUGGCUACCUUAUAUGGCUAGGCUUGAGGAGAUGGAUGGCUACAAUUGGGGGUCGGCAGCACUAGCGUGA